UGUACACACACAGACAUGUACAUACACACAGACACAUGUACACACACACACAUACAGACACAUGUAUACACACACAGGUACGUACAAACACGCAUACACACAGAUACAUGUACAUACAUAGAAAUACACAUGCGCAGACACAUGUACAUACACACAGACACAUGUACAUACAUACACAGACACAUGUACGUACAUACACACACACAUGUACACACACACACCCCCCAUACAAAGUUGCAGUACUUCGUUGUUCACUCACAGAGCCGGGUACUGCACUCUAGGGGGAGGCAGAGAGCACAGCACACACUCCUUCCUUUGCUUUCACUGCGCUCAGCUAUUGAGCAGUCUGAUGGCUCCCAGUGCCAAUGACAGAUCCGGCCUGAGCUCCGAGCCUGCUCAGCAAGACGGCCCUGGGGGACACACUCGCCCCCACCAUAAUUUCCACUCACCAUUGGCGAGCAGGUGAGUGGAAAUUUCAAGCCCUGUUGUUAGGAUUGUCAUUUA
Molecule: messenger RNA, 504 nt
Organism: Staurois parvus
Lineage: Eukaryota; Metazoa; Chordata; Amphibia; Anura; Ranidae
Source: the annotation of a GenBank genome assembly